CCCUUCUAUUUAAUUUUGUAGCGGUCUGGUAUCGCUGACCAAAUCAGCUGCCGGUUUGUUAUUCAACCAAUUGGAGAUUUAGAAAUCCUCUAAACUAUGGAUUUUCUGACAAAAGUGUGGGCCAAAGAAGCGCCCACGCCUAUAGAUAUUGAAACGCCCACUGACACAAAGGCAAAGCCACCAACUCCACCCGUCGUUGCAAUCGAUUCCCAGGAUGUUCAGGACGCCAACCGCUCCAACGACCAAACGCCCAGCAAUGAGAGUAAGGAUUGGGGCUAUGAUCUGUAUCCGGAGCGACGCGGCGUAACCUUCAAGCCCAAGUGGACACGCAUCCUCUUUGGUAUGGAAGGUCAGGAGAACAUUGAUCGCUAUAAGUGUGAACAGAAUGUCUAUUGGUGUGUGAAGAACGGUCCACUGGUCAAACUAAUGAUGGGAGCACUGAAGAGUUCCGGGUGCCCCAUCGACCUGCGUCGGCACAUCUCCUGCGAGGUGUGUGAUCCCUCCGUGACUGGUGGCUACGAUCCAAAGUUGAAUCAGAUUGUGGUCUGCCAGAAUAUGGCCAAGAACAAAAGCAUGGUGCAUGGCGUGCUUACGCAUGAAAUGAUACACAUGUUCGAUUACUGCAACAACGAUCUGGACUUCCGAAAUGUAGAUCACCUGGCGUGUACGGAGAUCCGAGCGGCCAAUCUGGCCCAUUGCUCUUUUUUGAGUGCCAUGUUCCAGGGCGAUGCCUCACCCUUUAACGUUAAAGAGGCGCAUCAGAACUGCGUCAAGACCAAGGCCUUGGCCUCUGUGCUGGCUGUGCGGAAUAUAAGCAAAUCAGAUGCCAUUGCGGCUGUGGAGCGGGUUUUUCCCAAGUGCUAUGCGGAUCUAGAGCCCAUCGGCAGAAGAAUCCGUCGCAAUUCCACGGACCAACAGAAAGCCUACAUGGAGGGACCCAUGUACGGCUAUGACGUUUAUUGAAAUGGCUGUAAUGGAUGUGUUUGUUUUUAAUAAAACUAUGUUUUAAUCUUUAAACGUUUGGAAUAUCAUGCUGAACCAAAAUAAUUGUAUUUAUAGCGAAAUGGAUUGCCAUUAAAUGAAGUAUGUACGAUUAGCCAUGGAAAUGUACCAAGUUCAAAACAGAUAAUCGUAUAUACAUAUAGUACAUACUAUAAGGCCAAAUGUAUGACCAAAUUGUAUAUAAAACCAUUGUUGAGGGCUCUAAGGUUUAGUAAAAGUUUGUAAAUCAUAACGGCGAAGUGAUGGAGAACUGUGAAAUAAUUGGAAUGAUAUUGGAGUUCAUUGGAGACGUAUUAUUCGGCUGUAAGUUGGAGGAUAUAGGAGAAGAGGAACUGGAUAAGUAAUAUAUAAAAUCAACACUAGUAACAUUCGAUUUUCCUGAUUCGACAUACACUAAAACCAUUUCAAAACAUUACUGAAUUUCCAGCUGAAAGCAGCGAUGACGAUUACAACUCUUAGUGCGAUAGGAAUCAUUAUAAAAAUGUCCCAUAAUAAAAUGCUAAAAUGAAUAUUAUAACAUUUAUUAAAUUACUCCUAAUAAUGGUCAUCCAAAGCAUUAACCUUCAACGUUUAUCUACUAUAAAUACAAAAUCCCGCAAGUAUCCAGAAUUAUAUCAUACACCAUGGAUUGCUGUGAGCUUAUUGAAAUAUUUCUGGCUUUCCUCAACGAUUUAUUCUUCUCCGAUAUAAUAAUACCUUAUUUCUUAAAGCGGACGAGGAUUACUUUGGUGAUUACUAUUACGACUAAAAUUGAAAUUGAAUCUGAAGAACAUGAUGAAACCAAACAAAUAAAUUUGAUAUGACCACUUAAA
Messenger RNA from Drosophila pseudoobscura, 1814 nucleotides. RefSeq names its product mitochondrial inner membrane protease ATP23 homolog. Gene Ontology annotation, molecular function: metalloendopeptidase activity. The record is from RefSeq and is a predicted model, not a curated record. Gene Ontology annotation, biological process: mitochondrial proton-transporting ATP synthase complex assembly; mitochondrial protein processing. The transcript has 3 exons. Bases 97 to 963 code for a protein of 288 amino acids. Lineage: Eukaryota; Metazoa; Arthropoda; Insecta; Diptera; Drosophilidae.